Molecule: messenger RNA, 2014 nt
Organism: Gigantopelta aegis
Lineage: Eukaryota; Metazoa; Mollusca; Gastropoda; Neomphalida; Peltospiridae
Product: chloride channel CLIC-like protein 1
Exons: 8
Coding region: 68-1510 (480 amino acids)
Cellular component (GO): membrane; endoplasmic reticulum
Molecular function (GO): chloride channel activity
Source: RefSeq, a predicted model, not a curated record
UGAAAAUUUGUGUUGUGAGAUCCAACGGUCGGCAAAUGAAACUGAAAGCACUUCUGAUGACACCAAGAUGAAGUUUGGGGUUUGCUUGUCGCUUGUUUUGUUCUGUGUGUUGACGUGUCAGUUUGUAUCGACCAAUCAGAAUCAUGCUGAAGACUGGAUUGACCCACUGGACAUGGUCAACUUUGAUCCGACUUCAAACAAAAUGAGAUACAAUACUGGCUCGACAACAGAAUCACCUCCUGUGGUCUCUGAUGGUAACAAGAAGACCACGCCCAGUUCACAGACGGUCACACCAGAUGCAGGUGAACGCCAGACAGCUUUCCCGAAGAUGGAGAAAGAUUCUUGUGAAGCGAGUUCUGUCUGUCUGAAGCUGUUCAAGCAAUACAUUCGCCGACUCUUGUAUCACAUCGACGGGAAGGUGUCUGAUAAGAAGGGAACACUGAACAUGCGCUUCACACUGUCAGCUGGCCAGGUGGAAACUCUGAGGCGAUUUUCCAAAGGAGACUUGAACCAGGAGAUCCAUAACGCCCACGCAGUAAUUACCGACAUGGUGGAGCAUGUUUCCCAGGUUGACCCCAGCGAACCAUCGUCUCGCAAACUGUGGCUGGAAGAUCUCAUCGGGAUACGCAUUCAUUUAGCCUUACCUCUCACAGUGAUGGCAUGUGUUAUUGUUUUGACGCCAGUGUUCUUGAUGAGGCUUCAUUUCUCCUGGUGGCGAGUGACUGUCAAACUCAUCUUCUUCCUCUUUUGUGUCAGUGUUGUCUGGACGUGGUACGAACUCUACAAGAGGGAGGAGGCGAAGACUCACCACGCUAUAAUGAAGGACAUGCCGGCAGAGUGUAAGCGAAGAGAUGCCAACCAAAGUAUCUGGAGCACGGUCAAACAGCUGUUUUCAUCCACCUUCACGUUUCAAACGGACAACUGUGUCACGUAUUACGAACACAUGCUCAUUGAUCCCAUGUGGAAAGUCGCUCCAACUGAAGCUUUGGCAGUGACCUUUGCCAGAUUCUUUCUUGCUCCAUUGCGCCACAUCGGGAAAGGGAUCAGUGAGUUUUUGACCGCACUGCUCAAUAAUCUGCCUUAUCACCUGUGGCCUAUUGUCUUGAUAUCGGUCGGCGUUUUCCUCUUCCUCCUCUUGUUCAUGAUGUUUGGAUACGGAAUACGUCUGCCGUUUAUAUCUAUUACACAAAGCCGACCAGCCCAGCUUGAUGCAGAUCUACAACUGGCAAUCACGCAGCAAGCAGAAGAGAUAAAAUCCCUGAAAGGCUACCAGGAGAUCCAGCUGAGAGCAGUAAAAGAGAUGUUUCGAGAGGAACGCCUCGCAAUCACGGAAAUAGUGACUCAGCAGUCUCGACUAGCCGUGUCAACAGUGCUGUCUGCUUCACUGUCACCAGAGAAACAAAAUAGUGAUGUGCUCAAACUAACCCACAAACUGAGCACAGGGGAACAAGGAACAGGAGACAGCUCUGAUGUGAGACCAGAUACAGUUGGCACAAUGAGUUGUACAUGAUCUUUGUGAGUGUGAUAUAUUCCUCUUGUCAUGGUUUCAUCAGUUCACUGUUGUGAUCAAUGGCCCAAAUAAUGUGAACAGAGAAGAACCAGUUAGUGCUUUAACUUAUGGGCUUCCUCCUGCAACGGUUAGAAUGGCAGAUCAUGAUAGUCUGUGGAUACAAGAUAGGCCAUUCAUUGUAACAUGUUAGCAUCGAGUCAGCCUGGUCAAAUGACCUAUAUUUUAGGUGAUUCACUAACAAUAUAUUGUAUAUGUAUUGUAUGUGCAACGCGACCUCCACAUCUCUUCACCCUGGAUUGUGCUAAAUUAGAGGAUUUUAUCAAACUCUGGGGGUGGGGUUAAACAUAUCUCAAAUUGUUUCUGAUUUUUAGAAUAUGGUAAUACUGUAUGAACAUUAUGUGAUUGACCUUUUUUGUGUGUGUAAAUAUUUGGAAAUAAGGAUUGUGUGAAAUGUGAUACUUUUUUGUUAAUAAAUAUCUUGCAUCAGUUUCUGACAGUGUGACA